AUGAAAAACAUGGUCACUGGUGUUGUUUAUCCGCUUGCAAUAUCGUUCGGUGCAUAUAAGUCAAAGCAGGCGGAAGACACUUCUGGCGCAUACUUAUUCAAACCAGAACUUCCCAGUGUGCCGUUUCCUUUGAGUUCGCAACCCAAAAUUCGCGUGGUCAGGAGUAAACUCGUGGACGAAGUAACCACUUACCACCCGAACCUCGUGCAUACCGUCCGUAGUUACAAAACUGGUAAUCCUGUGCAGCUGGCCAUCGAAGUCGAGAACAUUCUGGAUCUCAGCUUUCCAAAUGACAACCACGAGGUCGUCAUGAGGUUGAGUACCGGCAUCAACAACACAAACCGAGUCUUUUUCACAGACUCCAAUUGUCUUCAGGUGCAUUUCUCUUUUGUUUACAUUUCGGCUAUGCAGUCUAUUGCCUAUGAGCUUUAUUACACUUCUUCUCGCCGCAUCUAUUUUACUGUUAACUGGUUCAUUCGACGGGUCUACUAUGAGAAGAUACCGCUACAAGGUAACAUCUACCCAAUGACUUGUGCGGCCUACAUCGAGGCCGGUGGCUACCGAAUUACCCUGCUCUCGGCACAGUCUCUUGGCUUCCUGGCCGGUGAACAUCCUGGCGAGAUG
Molecule: messenger RNA, 624 nt
Organism: Dibothriocephalus latus
Lineage: Eukaryota; Metazoa; Platyhelminthes; Cestoda; Diphyllobothriidea; Diphyllobothriidae
Source: the annotation of a GenBank genome assembly